Chlorocebus sabaeus (green monkey) is the source of this 5414-nucleotide messenger RNA. RefSeq names its product RIMS-binding protein 3A. The record is from RefSeq and is a predicted model, not a curated record. Gene Ontology annotation, molecular function: benzodiazepine receptor binding. Lineage: Eukaryota; Metazoa; Chordata; Mammalia; Primates; Cercopithecidae. Gene Ontology annotation, biological process: fertilization; spermatid development. Gene Ontology annotation, cellular component: manchette; nucleus.
CGGCCGUUGGCGAGCUGCCGUCGGCCAGGCGAAGUCUGGAGUCCAGCCGGGCCGCGGCCGCAAUGGCCAAGGACUCGCCCAGCCCCUUGGGCGCGUCGCCCAAGAAGCUGGGCUGCUCCAGCCCGGCAGCGGCAGUGUUGGAGAACCAGAGGCGGGAGCUGGAAAAGCUACGGGCCGAGCUGGAGGCGGAGCGGGCGGGCUGGCGGGCGGAACGGCGGCGCUUCGCUGCUCAGGCGCGCCAGCUGCGGGAGGAGGCCGAGAGGGAGCGGCGGCAGCUGGCUGACCAUCUGCGCUCCAAGUGGGAGGCACAGCGCGGCCGGGAGCUGCGGCAGCUGCAAGAGGAGAUGCAGCGGGAACGCGAGGCCGAGAUCCGGCAGCUGCUGCGCUGGAAAGACGCCGAGCAGCGGCAGCUGCAGCAGCUGUUGCACCGUGAGCGCGAUGGCGUGGUGCGCCAAGCCCGGGAACUGCAGCGCCAGCUGGCCGAGGAGCUGGUGAACCGCGGCCACUGUAGCCGCCCGGGGGCGUCCGAGGUCUCCGCGGGGCAGUGCCGCUGUCGCCUGCAGGAAGUGUUGGGGCAACUUCGCUGGCAGACUGACGGCGAGCAGGCGGCGCGCAUCCGCUAUCUGCAGGCGGCGCUGGAGGUGGAGCGCCAGCUCUUCCUCAGGUACAUCCUGGAGCACUUCCGCAGGAACCCCGCUUUGUCGGAACCCGCGGACCCCCAAGCUAUGCAUUCCUUGGAAGAGCCGCUGCCCCAGACCUCGAGCGGCUCUUGCCACGCCCCUAAACCCGCCUGUCAACUCGGAUCUCUAGACAGCCUGAGUGCCGACGUCGGUGUCCACUCCCGCCCGCUUGACCUGGUGUCCUCUGCGUGCUCCAGCUCCCUAGACGGACUGCUCUCCACGCGCGCCAGCUCCCUUGAUUGCUUCGCACCAGCACGUUCCCGCUCGCUUGACAGCACCCGGAGUCUCCCCAAGGCCUCCAAAUCCGAGGAGCGGUCCUCCUCACCAGACACCUCCAUCCCUGGCUCCCAGAGUCUCCCGCCGCCACCAUCGCCACUCCGGCCGCCACCAUCGCCACGCCUGCCACCACUACCACCAUCAGUCCACAGGAAACUCAGCAACCCGCAGGGAGGAGAAGGCUCUGAGAGCCAGCCCUGCAAAGUCCUGACUCCCUCACCCCCGGGCCUGGGCCACCAAGAGCUGAUAAAGCUGAACUGGCUGCUGGCCAAGGCGUUGCGGGUGCUGGCGCGCCGCUGUUCUACCCUGCAAGAGGAGAACAAGCAGCUGCGGCGUGCAGGCUGCCCCUACCAGGCAGACGAGAAGGUGAAGCGGCUUAAGGUAAAGCGCGCGGAGCUGACCGGGCUCGCGCGUCGCCUAGCUGACCGCGCCCGCAAGCUGCAGGAGACCAACCUUCGGGCGGUGAGCGCGCCUGUGCCCGGCGAGAGUUGCGCCGGCCUGGAGCUAUGCCAAGCCUUUGCCUGCCAGCGCGCCCGGGACCUGUCGGAGCAGGCGAGCGCGCUGCUGGCCAAGGACAAGCAGAUUGAAGAGCUGCGGCAGGAGUGCCACCUCCUGCAGGCGCGUGUCGCCUCGGGCCCCUGCAGCGACCCGCAUACUGGAAGGGGAGGCCCCUGCACCCAGUGGCUCAACGUCAGAGACUUAGACCGCUUGCAGCGCGAGUCCCAGCGGGAAGUGCUGCGCCUGCAGAGGCAGUUGACGCUUCAGCAGGGCAACGGUGGCGCCAGGCCCGAGGCGGGUGGCCAGAGCACAACCUGCGAGGAGGUGCGACGGCAGAUGCUGGCGCUGGAGAGCGAGCUGGACCAGCGGCGGCGCGAGUGCGAGGAGCUGGGCGCGCAGGCGGCGGCGGCGCGGCGACGCGGCGAGGAGGCCGAAACACAGCUGCAGGCGGCGCUGCUCAAAAACGCCUGGCUGGCGGAGGAGAAUGGGCGGCUGCAGGCCAAGACAGACUGGGUGCGGAAGGUGGAGGCGGAGAAUAGCGAAGUGCGCGGCCACGUGGGCCGCGCGUGUCAAGAGCGCGAUGCCGCCGGCUUGAUGGUCGAACAGCUGCUGCAGCAGGCGGCGCGCGGGCAGGACAGGCAGCAGCAGCUGCAAUGCGACCCGCAGAAGGCCCUGUGUGACCUUCAUGCUUCCCAGAAGGAGAUACAGGCGCUCCAGUGUCAGCCUGUUCACCCUCCCGAACAGCCCUGGGAGACCAGUCAAAUGCCGGAGUCCCAAGUUAAGGGUAGCAUAAGGCCCAAGUUCCAGGCACGGCCUGAAGACUACACAGUGUCACAGCCCAACAGAGACAUACAUGAGAAAAGGGAAGUCUCCCUCGAGGAGAGCCCAGUUGCUCUUGGGGAGCCAGCCAGUGUCCCCCAAGUUUCAGAGACAGUCCCUGCCAGCCAACCUCUGUCCAAGAAAACCAGCUCCCAGUCAAACUCCUCCUCUGAGGGGUCGAUGUGGGCCACCGUGCCAUCCUGCCCUACUCUGGAUAGGGACACAGCCAGUGAAGUGGAUGACCUGGAGCCUGACAGCGUGUCCCUGGCCCUGGAAGUGGGGGGCUCAGCGGCUCCUGCUGCCCCCAAGCUCAAGAUCUUCAUGGCUCAGUAUAACUAUGACCCAUUCGAGGGGCCCAAUGAUCACCCGGAGGGUGAGCUGCCCCUCACGGCUGGGGACUACAUAUAUAUCUUUGGGGACACGGAUGAAGAUGGAUUCUAUGAGGGGGAGCUUGAGGAUGGCCGGCGGGGGCUGGUGCCCUCCAACUUGGUGGAGCAGAUUCCAGACAGCUACAUCUCAGGCUGCCUACCUGCAAAAUCCCCUGACCCACGCCCCCAUCAACUCCCAGCUGGGCAGGAUGAAGCUCUGGAGGAAGACAGCUUAUUACCUGGGGAAGCCCAGGGAGUGGUGGACAGAGGGCUAUACCAGAUGGUAAGGGUGGGCUCCAAGACAGAAGUAGCAACAGAGAUCCUGGAUACCAAGAUGGAAGCCUGCCAGCUGGGCUUGCUGCAGAGCAUGGGGAAGCAGGGCCUUUCCAGAUCCCUUCUGGGGACCAAAGGGGUGCUCCGUAUGGCUCCCAUGCAGCUACACCUGCAGAAUGUCACAGCCACAUCGGCCAAGAUCACCUGGGUCUACAGCAGCCACCGCCACCCCCACGUGGUGUAUCUUGAUGACCGAGAGCAUGCCCUGACCCCAGCGGGUGUGAGCUGCUACACCUUCCAGGGCCUGUGCCCUGGCAUGCACUACCGGGCGCGGGUGGAGGUGCGGCUGCCAUGGGACUUGCUGCAGGUGUAUUGGGGAACUAUGUCCUCCACCAUCACCUUUGACACACUCUUGGCAGGACCUCCCCACCCACCACUGGAUGUGCUGGUGGAGCGCCAUGCCUCGCCAGGCGUCCUAGUGGUCAGCUGGCUCCCUGUGACCAUUGACUCAGCUGGGUCUUCCAAUGGAGUCCAGGUCACGGGUUAUGCUGUGUAUGCAGAUGGGCUUAAGGUUUGUGAGGUCACCGAUGCCACUGCUGGGAGCACCCUGUUGGAAUUCUCCCAGCUACAGGUGCCCCUAACGUGGCAGAAGGUCUCAGUGAGAACCAUGUCACUCUGUGGUGAGUCCCUGGAUUCGGUGCCAGCUCAGAUCCCCGAGGACUGCUUCAUGUGUCACCAAUGGCCAGAGACUCCACCCUUCAGCUACACUUGUGGCGACCCAUCCACCUACAGAGUCACCUUCCCCGUCUGCCCCCAGAAGCUGGCACUGGCUCCUCUGAAUGCCCAGGCCAGCCCCCACAACCCUGGAAGCUGUGGGGAGCCCCAGGACAAGUUCCUAGAAGCAUUCUUUGAAGAACCACCAAGGAGGCAAUCCCCAGUGUCCAACCUGGGCUCAGAAGGAGAAUGUCUGAGUUCAGGGACUGGCAGCCAAGCCCAGGAGCUUGCAGAGGCCUGGGAGGGCUGUAGAAAGGACCUGCUCUUUCAGAAGAGUCCCCAGCAUCACAGACCACCUUUGCUCAGUGACCAGCCUGGGGAGAAGGAAAAUUGCUACCAGCACAUGGGCGCCAGCAAAAGCCCUGCUCCAGGAUUCAUCCAACUACACACCAAGUGUGGGUCCAGGAAAGAACCGUGUCAGGAAAAGGUUGCCCUUGAGAGGAUACUUCGGCAAAAGCAAGAUGCCCAAGGGUUCACACCUCCCGAGCUGGGCGCCAGCCAACAGUAUGCAUCUGACUUCCAUAACAUUUUGGAGGAGGAGCAGGAGGCACUGUGCUUGGAUCCGUGGGGCACAGAGAGGCAAGAGGAGAGGUGGGAGCCCAAGCCCCAGAGCAGGCAAGGACAGGCUCUGGGGGCCAAGAGAGAGUGCCAGCUCCAUGAGCCCAGCUCAGCACCGUGUCCAGCUCCAUCUGCCAAAGUCAUCAAGAUGCCAAGGGGUGGCCCCCAACAGCUGGGGACAGGGGCCAACACUCCAGCCAGGGUCUUUGUGGCCCUCUCUGAUUACAGCCCCCUGGUGAUGUCUGCCAACCCCAAGGCUGCAAAGGAGGAGCUGGUCUUCCAGAAAAGGCAGUUGCUAAGAGUGUGGGGCUCCCAGAACACCCACAGCUUCUAUCUCAGCGAGCACAACAGGCAAGUGGGCAAUAUCCCUGGGCACCUAGUGGCUGAGAUGGAGGUGGGCACAGAGCAGACUGACAGGACGCAGCGUUUGCCGGCCCAAGGGCACCUGCCUUCUGUGGCCCACCUUGAGGACUUUCAGGGGCUCACCAUCCCCCGGGGUUCCUCCCUGGUGCUCCAAGGGAACUCCAAGAGGCCCCCACUGUGGACUCCAAAGACCAUGAUAGCAGCUCUGGACUAUGAUCCCAUGGAUGGGCAAACAGGGGGCCAAGCGAAGGGCAGGCUGGCGCUGAGGGCAGGAGACGUGGUCAUGGUUUAUGGGCCUAUGGAUGAUCAAGGAUUCUAUUAUGGAGAGUUGGGCGGCCACAGAGGCCUGGUUCCUGCCCACCUGCUGGAUCACAUGUCCCUCCAUGGACACUGAGCAAGCAUCCUUGCCCAGGUAGCGGCCUCUGGCUGCUCACACCCUGCCAGAGAAGAGGCAAUCUUGCAGACCCUCACACCAGCACCCCUCCUCACCACCAUAAGUAGCAUGUGCUCCAAGUGCCACCAUGUUAAACUGAUGGUAGUCCUUAAACUGAUGGUAGUCCUUAAGUGUUCCCUAGACUCUGAAAGUAGCAGGACUUAAGCCUGAGUUAUUUGCAAAAGCAAGCAAAACAAGCCAGCCCCUGAGAGUUUGACAGACCAUUUCAAAAGUUGCUGAUAACUAUGGUAGGUAUAUGGAGAAGUGCCUUUUUUCUGUGGCCAAUGUGUGUUUUCUCUAGGAGGUUAAUGUUGUCUAUCCAUUGCCUUGUAUGAAAGUCUCAAGAAAAGUCUAUAUCUUAAAAAAAAAAAA